AUGGCUAUUCGCAACAAGUAUUCAGUGCUGCUGCCAACGUACAAUGAGCGACGCAACCUACCAAUCAUCGCCUGGUUGCUCAAUAGAACCUUCACCGAAAACAACCUGGAUUGGGAGCUCAUCAUCAUUGACGACGCCUCGCCCGAUGGCACACAAGAAAUAGCAAAGCAACUCAUCAAGGCUUACUCCCCAGAACGCAUCAAGCUGCAACCGCGAGCUGGCAAGCUGGGCCUCGGGACUGCCUAUGUUCACGGCUUGCAAUACGUUACUGGCAACUUUGUCAUCAUCAUGGACGCCGACUUCAGCCACCACCCAAAGUUCAUCCCUCAAAUGAUCAAGAAACAAAGCGAGAACGGCGCCGACUACGACAUUGUCACUGGAACCCGCUACGCGGGAGAUGGAGGUGUCUACGGCUGGGAUCUGAAGAGAAAGUUCGUCAGCAGAGGCGCCAACUUGUUCGCCGACACUCUGCUCAGACCAGGUGUCAGCGACUUGACUGGCAGUUUCAGACUCUACAAGAAAGCCGUCUUGCAAGAGGUCAUUCGCAAGACCGAGAGCAAAGGCUACAGUUUCCAAAUGGAGAUGAUGGUCAGAGCAAAGGCCAUGGGCUUUAAGGUUGCCGAAGUACCCAUUAGCUUUGUGGACCGCUUGUACGGAGACUCGAAGAUCGGUUCCAACGAGAUCACGGCAUACGCAAAGAGCGUCAUCUCGCUGUGGGUCAAGGUCUAA
Aureobasidium pullulans EXF-150 is the source of this 729-nucleotide messenger RNA. RefSeq names its product dolichol-phosphate mannosyltransferase. Gene Ontology annotation, cellular component: endoplasmic reticulum membrane. NCBI's taxonomy places the organism in Eukaryota, Fungi, Ascomycota, Dothideomycetes, Dothideales, Saccotheciaceae. Gene Ontology annotation, molecular function: dolichyl-phosphate beta-D-mannosyltransferase activity. Bases 1 to 729 code for a protein of 242 amino acids. The record is from RefSeq and is a predicted model, not a curated record. Gene Ontology annotation, biological process: GPI anchor biosynthetic process; protein O-linked glycosylation via mannose. The transcript has 2 exons.